AUGAGCUGGAUGGACUCCUGGUCAAGGCCGGGCAAGCAUGCGGCAGUCCCACCACCAUUCUAUCUCACUCAGGGAGAAAACGUCCCGUACUGCCGCACGUGCGGUAGAGUCAUAAGCACCCGCAAGCAGCUACAGAAAGGCCCAAACACGAUCAAAUACUGCUCCGACCGAUGUCGAAGUCGGAAGCCAGGUCCCGCGGACAAGAAGGUGGAGAGGGCGAUCGUGGCUCUGUUGAACGCGGAGGACGGAUCCGGGAUCGAGAAGACCGCCGCUCGAGCCAAGGUGACGAAAGGAGACCGACGGGUCAUCGUGACGUGUGAUGAGAUCGAAGAGGCCGUUUUCGGCACGAGACAUGAUCCCACGAAAACGUUUGGGCGCAAGAAGAAUCGUGCGAGCCGUGCGCUGCAGGACGACGGUGAAUGGAAAAGUGUGGACAUGGUUGAUGAUCACGACGCUUCCUCCGAUCAGGAUGUAUCUCGAGUAGAGGCUGGUCGUCAACGAACUCGUCUGCAGGUUCGCCCGCCCCAGCUAGAGUCCGACGUCAACGGAAGUAUUGGGGGAGAGAAAGGCUGGGCCGAACGUCACUCUGAAACACCUGAGGAGUACGAAAAGAGACUGGAGGGGCAGCAACGCGCCGAAGAACGCGAAAUGGUCCGUCGAGCAGCAAGGCGUGGGGUCGUGUUCGGCUUUGAUGUGGAUUUCUCCUCACAGUCGGAUGCUCCUACACAGCAGGCUAAAGGGAAGAAGGCCGUGUCAGGUAGGGAUGGGAGCACGACGGGGGAUCGAUCGUCUCCUCAACUGCGACGAAAAUGUGAAGCCUUGAUGAACGGUUCGGUGGUAGAACCCAGUUUUGCCAAAGGUAAUUGGGCUCUCCGAUGGAGGGAGUAG
This is a messenger RNA of Fonsecaea nubica, 888 nucleotides long. RefSeq lists its product as hypothetical. The transcript has 2 exons. Lineage: Eukaryota; Fungi; Ascomycota; Eurotiomycetes; Chaetothyriales; Herpotrichiellaceae. Bases 1 to 888 code for a protein of 295 amino acids. The record is from RefSeq and is a predicted model, not a curated record.